Molecule: messenger RNA, 1588 nt
Organism: Salarias fasciatus (jewelled blenny)
Lineage: Eukaryota; Metazoa; Chordata; Actinopteri; Blenniiformes; Blenniidae
Gene: atp6v0ca
Product: ATPase H+ transporting V0 subunit ca
Exons: 3
Coding region: 169-633 (154 amino acids)
Biological process (GO): proton transmembrane transport
Cellular component (GO): proton-transporting V-type ATPase, V0 domain
Molecular function (GO): proton-transporting ATPase activity, rotational mechanism
Source: RefSeq, a predicted model, not a curated record
UUUUUCCGUUUCGCCAUUUUCCCCCCUCUCCGCCGGUGCUCCUGCUGGUCGCUACGCUGUCGCCCACCCUCUCCGCGUCCUAACCCGUCCAGAGGUGACUGUGGGAUUAGGGGAGACCCCCGAGCGGAAGACGGUCAGCUUCGCAUCGCCCCCGAGAGAAGCGCGAGGAUGAACAACGAGGAGAGCCCCGAGUACUCGCCUUUCUUCGCUGUGAUGGGAGCCUCCGCGGCCAUGGUCUUCAGCGCAUUAGGAGCGGCGUAUGGGACAGCGAAGAGCGGCACAGGCAUCGCCGCCAUGUCGGUGAUGCGGCCGGAGCUCAUCAUGAAGUCCAUCAUCCCCGUGGUCAUGGCUGGCAUCAUCGCCAUCUACGGGCUGGUGGUGGCCGUGCUGAUAGCAAACAACAUCUCCGAGAGAGUCUCCCUUUACAAGAGUUUCCUGCAUCUGGGAGCCGGCCUGAGCGUGGGCCUGAGCGGCCUGGCGGCCGGCUUCGCGAUCGGCAUCGUGGGCGACGCCGGCGUGAGGGGCACCGCCCAGCAGCCCCGGCUCUUCGUGGGCAUGAUCCUGAUCCUGAUCUUCGCCGAGGUGCUGGGCCUUUACGGGCUCAUCGUGGCCCUCAUCCUAUCCACAAAAUAAGUGUUUCCAUCCUCCAAAACGACCAUCUCAUUCAUUCCACAUCGAAGCAGCAAGAACAAAUAGGAGAUUUCCACCUACUUCCAUUACACCCCGCGGGUCUGACAGGAUGGGAUGGCAACAGAAAACAUGUCGACUCUUGACAGCUCCGGCCUCGGUAGAUGUGACCUAUCCAUAUUGUUUGAAGCCAUCCGGUUGUGUCAGGUCCUGUGCAUACAGAACGGGCAUGAAGAUGUACUGUUUGUUGUGGGAUGAUGUGUGGACAGUCUGCCUGAUUUAUUUGUCUGAUCUUAAACUGUACAGUGAUCCAGAGUCCCUCCACCCCAGUAAAUGUAGUAACCAAGUCUGUGCUGUGAGUGUGAAUAUCAACGUUGACCCCUCUACCCAUUCCCCUCCUUUGACUUUUUGUUUUUCGUUGGUGGUUUUUAUCGUCAUUCUCUGUUUUGAGACUGCUGAAAAAUCGUGCGCACUAGUGUUUUUUUUUUUUUUUCCAUGUUUCUUUUUUCUUUUCUUUAUUUUGGGGACCAUUUUUGAAUCACUUUUUUUUUCACUAUUUAUGGAAAGCUAUGAAGAUUUUGAAACUGUCUAAAUGGAAAACUGUUUAUUGAGUACCCUAUAUACAUAAGAAUAUAUAAAUUAUCUGUGUAUAGUUAGUUAAUUGCACUGUGGGUAAUUGUAAUAAGUGCUUGGAAUUCCUCUGGAUGUAGUGUGAUUAUUAAUGGAGGAUGUCCACAUGUUCACAUGGAUUUGACAGUGUGUGUGCGCGUGUGUGAAUGACCUGAGUGCAUAAUGCGUGCAAGUGGAUUUAUGUUUAAUAUGACAUUUCAAACACUAGUAUUGUUGACCCGUAGUGCUGCUGUCUUUAUUUAUUUUGUUUGUUUUUUUCUGUUUAAGGUGAGAGCUCACUGUUCAGCCAUGCCUGUCAGAUUUCCAAAUAAAAACUCAACCUCCUCCAGAA